GGGUUUGAUGGGUAAGAGCAGGGGCAAGAAUGAAAGCCAGAGCUUGUGGAUUCCCUCCAAUGUGCUGCCUCCCAAUCUCAUUAUUUCAUCUCUUUUCCAGGCGUUGAGCUGAUGAAUGGUUCAGUGGUCUCACAGUUCACCCUCCUGGGCCUGUCCCACUCCCGCCCUCUCCAGCUUCUCCUCUUUGUCCUCGUCUCAGCCUGCUACACCGCCAGCCUGCUGGGCAACCUCCUCAUUGUGGUGACUGUGCGGAUGGACCCCAACCUCCUCCAGUCCCCCAUGUACUUCUUCCUGGCCAACCUCUCACUCAUCGACAUGGCCCUCGGCUCUGUGGCUGCUCCCAAGAUGCUCAGCGACUUGCUGAGCCAGGGCAGCACCAUCUCCUAUGGGGGCUGCAUGGCCCAGAUUUUCUUCCUUCACUUUCUGGGUGGCUCUGAGAUGUUCCUCCUCACACUCAUGGCCUACGACCGCUAUGUGGCCAUUUGCCACCCACUGAGCUAUGCUGAGACCAUACACCACCACUGCUGCCUGGGCCUCUUGGCAACCUGCUGGGCUGGAGGCGUGCUCCAUUCUUCCAUCCAGCUGGUGUUGGUGGCAUGGCUGCCAUUUUGUGGGCCCAGCAAGCUGGACAAUUUCUACUGCGAUGUACCCCAAGUGGUCAAGCUAGCCUGCAGUGACACCUACGUGAUGGAGAUACUCAUAAUGUCCAGCAGUGGCCUGAUCUCACUAGUCUGCUUCCUGGUCUUGCUGGGGUCAUACGGUGUCAUCUUAGUGACCCUCAGAGGACGGUUUGGUGAUGGGGGCGGCAGGAAGGCUUUGUCCACCUGUAGUGCCCACCUGAUGGUGGUGAGCCUCAUCUUUGUGCCCUGCAUUUUCAUCUACCUCCUGCCUUUCUCCAGCUUGCAGAUGGACAAGAUGGCCUCCGUCUUCUACACCAUCAUCACGCCAGUGCUGAACCCCAUUAUCUAUACCCUGAGGAACCGAGAGGUCAAGGAAGCCAUGAAGCGACUGAGGACUAGGCUUUGGCUCUCUUGUUGGACAUAG
Gopherus flavomarginatus (Mexican gopher tortoise) is the source of this 1044-nucleotide messenger RNA. Its product is annotated as olfactory receptor 4Q3-like. Gene Ontology annotation, biological process: G protein-coupled receptor signaling pathway. Bases 112 to 1044 code for a protein of 310 amino acids. The transcript has a single exon. Gene Ontology annotation, molecular function: olfactory receptor activity; G protein-coupled receptor activity. The record is from RefSeq and is a predicted model, not a curated record. Gene Ontology annotation, cellular component: membrane. NCBI's taxonomy places the organism in Eukaryota, Metazoa, Chordata, Testudines, Testudinidae.